AUGAUCCGAAGACCUCACAAGAAGUCGCGCAAUGGAUGUCAUGGUUGCAAAAAGAGGCGAAUCAAGUGUGACGAGGAAAAGCCCCGCUGCCAGAGAUGUGUCUCACGUGAUAUCACAUGUCAUUACCCACGAUUACCAUCUCUUGUCUGGGUUGGUGAUCCAUCUACGUCAGAAACAAACAGUACAGCAUCAAAUGACAAUAACCCUUCACCUCCAGCUUACAGCUCAACUCCUCAAAAUGAGGAAGCUUUGGCUUCGGACACGAAAACCCCAUCCCUCAAUCUCGAAAACGUAGAUCUGAUAAUCCACUGGUUCACGAAAACCGUGUACACAGUGAAUCCACCCAAUAAUGUCCACGCUAUCAAACAAUCACAAACUCUCAUCUUGAAUGAAGCAAUGGAACAUCAUUUUCUUCUCCAUGGACUCCUUGCUCUAUCAGCUCUUCACUACGCAGAAUCCCAUCCAGACCCUCAGAAAUAUAUCGAGAUCGCCACGGCACAUCACACCCGGGGGCUUACUCUUUACCACUCCAUCCUCUCAAAUAUGAACAAAGGGAAUGAUGUUGCCAGUAUUGCUUUCUCGAGUAUUACUGCUAUGUUUGCUUUUGGUCUCGCCAAGCCCGACGCAAAGAAAGAGGCUUCAGUGGGAUUGAUUGACGACAUGGUUCAAGCAAUUUCUUUAUCUAAAGGUUGGCAGAUUGUUAUGCAUGUGCGACGGGGGCUAGAGUCGCCUUCCCCUCAGAGAGAACAGGUCACUCUGUCACCGGAUGCAGAAGCUGCUUUUGAUCGACUAUAUGCUUUGAGCCAAGGGCAAAACGAAACACUCUAUACAACAGCAAUCACUUCUCUAAAAUCCGUUUUCAAGAAGACGGAAGAAGGACAAACUGAUAACCCGCAUCUAUCCGGCGAAUGGGGAGGCGGGUUGCAAGAAGAAUUCUUGAAAAUGAUCAGGGCUAGAGAUGCUCUUGCUCUGGUGAUUGUGGCAUUUUCUUGUAUGAUUAUCGGAAAGGUUCCACAGGUAUGGUGGCUUAAUGGUUGGAGUAAGGGGCUUUUUGAGGUUAUUUGGAGGGAAGUUGGACACGAUUACCACGAGGUUUUGGAAUGGCCGAGGAGGAUUGUUGGGUUUGAACUGUAA
Messenger RNA from Botrytis byssoidea, 1134 nucleotides. RefSeq lists its product as uncharacterized. The transcript has 2 exons. Gene Ontology annotation, biological process: regulation of transcription by RNA polymerase II. Lineage: Eukaryota; Fungi; Ascomycota; Leotiomycetes; Helotiales; Sclerotiniaceae. The record is from RefSeq and is a predicted model, not a curated record. Bases 1 to 1134 code for a protein of 377 amino acids. Gene Ontology annotation, molecular function: zinc ion binding; DNA-binding transcription activator activity, RNA polymerase II-specific.